AUGGAUACAACACAUGGGGACAAGUCCCUGAACAGGGCCGACGAGGUCGAACAUCUCAUUGAUGCCGUAAAAGCACUGAUAGUCCCCUUCGUUCGGGAGGCGGAUGAAGCAAUCCCGUCCAGGGCGGCCGGGGAGCUUCUCCCGAACGCGCAGGGGGUUGUCAAGAAUACCCUUGUCUACGCCCAGAGACCCGAGGACUUGGUCCGGGAACUAGCCUUUAACCUCCCCGAAGGGAAAGGCCGGGGUGAAGAGGGCUUGCUUGAGACUAUCAAGGAUGUCCUCAAGUAUAGCGUCAAUACGUGGGACCAGGGGUUCCUGGACAAGCUGGUUGGCGUAGCUUCUGAGCUCCUUCUGGCCGCUCUGAACACAAAUAGUGCAAAUCCCCAAAGCAACAACGGUGCCCCCGGCCCCCUCAUCCUUUACACCAGCGUCCACGGUCACUACUCAGUUGAAAAAGCCGCCGUGACCUGCGGCCUGGGCUCCGCCUCGGUCUGGACCGUCCCCGUCGACGCCACAGGCCGGAUGGACCCCUCGGCCCUGCGCGCCCUCAUCCAACGCGCCCAAUCCGAGGGCAAGACACCGCUCUACGUCAACGCCACGGCCGGCUCGACCGUGUUGGGCUCCUACGACCCCUUCGAGGCCAUCGCCGACAUCUGCGCCGAGUUCAACCUCUGGAUGCACAUCGACGCGAGCUGGGGCGGGCCGGCCAUCUUCUCGCCCACGCACCGCCGCAAGCUCGCCGGCUCCCACCGCGCCCACUCCCUCACCUCCAACCCGCACAAGAUGCUCAACGUCCCCGUCACCUGCUCCUUCCUCCUCGGCCCGGACACCGCCGUCUUCCACCGCGCCAACACCCUCCCCGCCGGCUACCUCUUCCAUACCACCACCACCACCACCACCACCACCACCACCACAACCUCCGAACCCACGCCAUGCAUUCCGAGGUUAAAAUGA
Chaetomium globosum CBS 148.51 is the source of this 954-nucleotide messenger RNA. RefSeq lists its product as uncharacterized. Gene Ontology annotation, cellular component: cytoplasm. Gene Ontology annotation, biological process: carboxylic acid metabolic process. The record is from RefSeq and is a predicted model, not a curated record. Bases 1 to 954 code for a protein of 317 amino acids. Lineage: Eukaryota; Fungi; Ascomycota; Sordariomycetes; Sordariales; Chaetomiaceae. Gene Ontology annotation, molecular function: carboxy-lyase activity; pyridoxal phosphate binding. The transcript has 4 exons.